UCCAACUCAACCUAUUUUACUUCAUCGAUCAACAUUCACGAUGCCGACACUGACACUGCCGACGCUGAUUUCUCCCGUGAAAUAGAUGCUUGCUCUGCUUCUAUAAUUCAUCCAAAAGUGUCCUUCUCAUACUGAAUUUGGAAACCAUGGAUCGCUCAUGGAUGGAUAAACCAGAUAAGUUGUCAGUAGAGUAUGCAAAUGGUAUCAAUGAAUUCAUUACUGUGGCACAGAAUUGUGUUGACUCCGGAGGGAAGGUAUUAUGUCCUUGUUGUCGAUGUGUGAAUAAAGAAUCACAAAAACUCAACGUGAUUAAGUUACACUUGCUCACGUCUGGUUUUCAGAAUACUUACAAGAUCUGGUAUUAUCAUGGGGAGCAAAGAGAUAAUAUGGAAGAAGAUGAUUUAGUUGCAGGUGAGGAUGUGUCAGGUGAACAAGAUGAUUUGGCUACAGGUCUUAAUGAUGCCCUAAAAGUGAGCACAGAACAAUAUUGCUCGAGGGAGGCCUGCCAUAUUCAGCCACUGAAGUUAGACAAAGAGAAGAAUUCCCAUCAUGGUUUAAGAAAAAGAUAUCCCAAAUGCAAGUCCAAAACUCAACUAGUAUCAAUGAGGAUUUGUACUCUUUAUCUCAAGGUCCACUAGAACGAUAUCAUAGUUAUACAAGUUGUGUGGUAAAUGGUGUUCGAUUUCGUUGCAAAGAGCAUGAUGAUACUCUUAAAACACAAUGUUCUGGAGUUUGCACUGAA
Daucus carota subsp. sativus is the source of this 742-nucleotide messenger RNA. RefSeq lists its product as uncharacterized. The record is from RefSeq and is a predicted model, not a curated record. The coding region runs from base 147 to 638 and encodes 163 amino acids. The transcript is spliced from 4 exons. Lineage: Eukaryota; Viridiplantae; Streptophyta; Magnoliopsida; Apiales; Apiaceae.